Molecule: messenger RNA, 1182 nt
Organism: Fusarium graminearum PH-1
Lineage: Eukaryota; Fungi; Ascomycota; Sordariomycetes; Hypocreales; Nectriaceae
Product: acetolactate synthase small subunit
Exons: 2
Coding region: 145-1083 (312 amino acids)
Biological process (GO): branched-chain amino acid biosynthetic process
Cellular component (GO): mitochondrial nucleoid; acetolactate synthase complex
Molecular function (GO): acetolactate synthase regulator activity
Source: RefSeq, a predicted model, not a curated record
CGGCAUAUUCCCUCGAGCUGUCUCUCACUGACCCUGAGUCACCUUCAUCUUGUCUUCUCGCAUUGAACAAUUGCUAUUUUCCCGCAAAAAAGAAGCUUCUUGUCCUGACUAGAGAACCGUUACUUGUUCUCACGUCUCUACAAGAUGGCAUCUCUGCGGUCGUUGACUGCUUCCCUUCGCUGGGUAGCCCCCGCGAGGGGCGUCGCCGCUGUGCGAUAUAGCUCUUCCUCGACCUCUGCCAUCGCCUACAAGGCACUUCGUCGUCGCUCUGCUCCUCUUCCCGUGCGCGACAACCCUCCCGCCUGGUCCGCCCAGUCCGCCGUCUCCAACAUCCUCUACGAGACCCCCGUUCCAUCUACCGUUCCUCCUAAGCGACAUAUCCUCAACUGCCUUGUCCAGAACGAGCCCGGUGUUUUGUCCCGCGUCUCUGGUAUUCUGGCUGCUCGCGGUUUCAACAUUGACUCCCUUGUCGUGUGUAACACCGAGGUUGAAGAUUUGUCCCGCAUGACCAUUGUCCUCACAGGUCAGGACGGCGUUGUCGAGCAGGCUCGCCGACAGCUUGAGGAUCUGGUACCCGUCUGGGCCGUUCUCGACUACACCGCCGCUGCUCUCGUCCAGCGCGAGCUUCUCCUCGCCAAGAUCAACAUUCUUGGACCUGAGUACUUUGAGGAGCUUCUCAACCACCACCGUGAGAUUGCUGCUGGCGAGUACGAUGUCGACAACGCUCAUGAGGCCAUUGAGCGCAGCAUCUCCGAUACCGCCAAGGACUUCCACCCUAGCAAGUUGGCUGUCAGUCAGGCUCUCCGACACAAGCAUGAGCAUCUCAAGUCCAUCACUUACUUUGCUCAUCAAUUCGGCGGUAAGGUUCUGGACAUUAGCAACAGCAGCUGUAUUGUCGAAGUUUCCGCCAAGCAGUCCCGUAUCGAUUCGUUCCUCAAGCUUGUUGCCCCAUUCGGCAUCCUCGAGUCUGCUCGCACAGGUUUGAUGGCUCUGCCCCGAUCUCCUCUGAACGAGGCCAGCCAGGAGGCUGUCACUAUGGAGGCGGAUGAUGUUGUUGAUGCCAGCCAGCUCCCUCCCGGUUAAAUCAGAUACCUUUAGUUAGAGGCUCAGCUCGUGGCGUUUUCAAGGAAAGGAUCUGGUAUAAUUGAUAUAAUUCCAAUGACUAUUUUUUUUAUAUUCAUG